Aureobasidium subglaciale EXF-2481 is the source of this 1233-nucleotide messenger RNA. RefSeq names its product glycoside hydrolase family 72 protein. Gene Ontology annotation, cellular component: cytoplasm; fungal-type cell wall. The record is from RefSeq and is a predicted model, not a curated record. NCBI's taxonomy places the organism in Eukaryota, Fungi, Ascomycota, Dothideomycetes, Dothideales, Saccotheciaceae. Gene Ontology annotation, biological process: fungal-type cell wall (1->3)-beta-D-glucan biosynthetic process. Gene Ontology annotation, molecular function: 1,3-beta-glucanosyltransferase activity. The transcript has 6 exons. The coding region runs from base 1 to 1233 and encodes 410 amino acids.
AUGGCUAUCGAAUCAAGUUCUGUACCGAUUAGUAUCCGCGGCCGCUACUUUUACAAAGGCGAUGAAAGAUUCUUCGUUCGGGGAGUUGUCUAUCAACCCUCCAGGCACGAUGAUUCGCGUGGCACUAUCAACGAUCCGCUUUCAGACGACCGGAUACAAGAGUUGCAACAGAGUAUUCCCUUGUUCAUAGAGCUUGGAGUGAACACACUCUACAUCUACUCCAUCGACAAUAAGAAGCCGCACGCAGAGGCGAUGACAUUGCUCGAUAAUGCGGGAAUCUAUGUCGUCGUGACCGUCGCUACCCCGUUCUGCUCCAUCAAUCGAUCGAAGCCCUAUGGAUCGUACAACAUCGCCAAUGUUACCUCUUUCCUCAAGACUGCAAGCAUAAUGGCCGGUUAUCCUAACACCUUGGGUAUUGUCGCAGGCGACUCAGUGAUCAACAGUUACCCGUCCCUACAAGCAGCACCUGUUUUGAAAGCUGUAAUCCGAGACAUCAAAAGAUAUCUAGCGUGGAGCAAUAAAACCAACGGAACACGACUAUUGCCUGUGAGUUAUUCAAUUGCGAGUGUUCCAUCCAUCACCCACGCUCCAGGGCUUCUAGAGUACCUGUACCUUGGUGAUACAAAAAGCACAAUCGACUUCUGUAUGCCAAAGAGUUACUCAUGGGCGGGUGAAUCCAGCAUGCAAUGGUCUGGCUGGGACCGACUUGUCAGUCGAUUUAAGGAGUUUGCCAUACCUACAUUCCUCUCUGAGUAUGGCACCAAUAUUUACAAGCCUCGGCAAUUUCACGAAACCAAGGCUCUUUACUCAAGCGCGAUGACCAAAGUCUUUUCUGGCGGAUGUGUCUAUCAAUUCAACGAAGCUCCUAAUCGGUACGGCCUGGUGGUGAUGCCUCAUACGGCCGAAGAGUUGUUCUUCAAGAUGGAUGAUUCUACGCACAACCAGGUGACUGAAACGCGAGAAACGGAUCAGGGCAAGCUCUACAUUUAUGGCGACUUCGAGAACUACAAGACAGCCCUUGCAGAGCCCAUUGACUACGAUCACAAUUGGGAUACCAUGGAGCACGAAGCAGCAGAGAGAUGUAACGCUGAUACUGCGCAAAUUACCUGGCCAUGGGGACCCGACUUCCAGAUGCCUGAGACGUGCAUUGAUUGGGCAAAUAUUGCUGAGCUUGUCGAGCGAUCACCCCUUGAGACCACAGCGCAAAGGUUCGAAAACACACAUAUUGCCUGA